Molecule: messenger RNA, 1524 nt
Organism: Lolium rigidum
Lineage: Eukaryota; Viridiplantae; Streptophyta; Magnoliopsida; Poales; Poaceae
Product: CBL-interacting protein kinase 10-like
Exons: 1
Coding region: 19-1353 (444 amino acids)
Biological process (GO): protein phosphorylation; signal transduction
Molecular function (GO): ATP binding; protein kinase activity
Source: RefSeq, a predicted model, not a curated record
UGCAAAUUGAGCGGCAAUAUGGGAGAACAGAAGGGAAAUAUUUUGAUGCAGAGAUAUGAGAUAGGAAGAUUACUUGGUCAAGGGAGCUUUGCUAAAGUUUACUAUGGCCGUAAUCUCAAGACUUCACAGAGCGUUGCCAUUAAGGUGAUCGACAAAGAGAAGAUCUUCAAGUGUGGGCUUAUGGAUCAAGUAAGGCGGGAGAUAUCGGUGAUGAAGUUGGUAAAACAUCCCAACAUAGUCCAGUUGUAUGAGGUGAUGGCCACAAAGACGAAGAUAUAUUUUGUGCUAGAGUAUGUGAAGGGGGGCGAGCUGUUCAACAAGGUUCAGCGUGGAAGGCUGAAAGAAGAUGUUGCUCGCAAGUACUUCCAGCAGCUAAAUAGUGCAGUUGACUUCUGUCACAUUAGAGGAGUCUAUCACCGUGAUUUGAAGCCUGAAAACCUUCUUCUUGAUGAUAAUCGCAACUUAAAGAUCUCGGACUUUGGUUUGAGUGCACUUGCAGAAUGCAAGAGACAAGAUGGGUUGCUCCACACAACUUGUGGCACUCCUGCAUAUGUUGCUCCUGAACUGAUUUGUAAAAAGGGUUAUGAUGGUGCAAAAGCUGACAUCUGGGCUUGUGGAGUGAUCUUAUAUGUGUUGUUGGCCGGUUAUCUUCCUUUUCAAGACAAGAAUUUGAUGGAUAUGUACCGGAAGAUAUACAAAGCAGAACUCAAAUGGCCAAGUUGGAUUUCUUCGGAAGCCCGGAGGCUUUUGCGUCGCAUUCUUGAUCCAAACCCUGGUACACGUAUCUCGUUUUCAGAGAUCUUGGAAAAUCCUUGGUUCAAAAUAGGUCUGGAUUCAGAGCUAAUUAAUUAUAGCAUACAAACUGAGGAUGUUGUUCCUGUUGACAUGGAUCCGCUUUUUGAUCCAUUCAGUAGCACUACAACUGAGGCCACAAGAGAAGAAGAGAACCUCACCAAUUUGAAUGCCUUUGACAUCAUUUCUCUUUCAUCUGGUUUUGAUCUCUCUGGUAUGUUUGAGGACAACUCCAACAAAGAAUCAACAUUUACAUCUACCAGCACAGCUGCAGCAAUCAUCACAAAGCUCGAGGACAUUGCAAAGAGCUUGCGGCUAAAGCUUAGGAAGAAAGAUGGUGGAUUGUUAAAGAUGGAGAGUUUGCAACCGGGAAGGAAAGGUGUAAUGUCCAUCAAUACUGAGAUAUUUCGGAUUACACCAAACUACCAUCUGGUGGAAAUCAAGAAGACCAAUGGUGAUACUCUAGAGUAUGAGAAGGUUAGAAAUGAUAUGAGGCCAGCUUUGAAAGAUAUUGUUUGGGCUUGGCAAGGUGAGCAGCCCCAACAGCAGUGUGACAAGUAAUUCAUGCAAGAGUGUGCAAUAUCUCCUUGUCAGAAUCAAUAAUGUAAUUCUCUAAUUUUUUAGGUAGUUUAACAUUUUUCAAGGUCGUGUUUUCGGUACAGGAUGUUGUUACUUUUGUAUUGACCAUUCAACUGAAAACAUGACUACAUUCACUUUGGCGCAUGCUAUAAA